Molecule: messenger RNA, 1863 nt
Organism: Sordaria macrospora k-hell
Lineage: Eukaryota; Fungi; Ascomycota; Sordariomycetes; Sordariales; Sordariaceae
Cellular component (GO): cytoplasm
Molecular function (GO): guanyl-nucleotide exchange factor activity
Source: RefSeq, a predicted model, not a curated record
AUGCCUCCCAAGAGAGCCGCCGCGACGCAGGCCGCGAAGGAAAACGCGCCUGCCGCCAAAACAACGACAAAGAAGUUGAAGACUACUACCACUGUCACCAAGAAGACGACCGCGAAGGUUGCUAAGAAGGACGACGACGAAGAGCCCAAGGCCGCGCCCAAAACCGCCGCUGCCAAGAAGGCUGCUGCUCCCAAGAAGGCUGCUGCUCCCAAGAAGGCCGCUGCUCCCAAAAAGGCUGCCGCGCCCAAGAAGGCUGCUGCCCCCAAGAAGGCCGCUGCCCCCAAGAAAGCUGCUGCGCCUAAGCAGACUGCUGCUGCUAAGAAGGCUGCCGCGAAGGCCGCUGAGGAUUCCGACAAGGAGAACAGCGUCGCCGGCGCCAAGCGCAAGCGCGAGGAAGAUGAGGAGGAAGAGGAGUCCGCCGAUGAGAAGCAGGCCAACGGCACUCGCCCCCUCAUAAAGAGGGCCAAGACCGACGAAGAUGAAGCCCCGAAGCCCGCGCCCAAGAAGGCCAAGGCCGCACCGAAGCCCAAGCCGGAACCCAAGAAGAAGCCUUUGGGCAAGGUAAUCAACGAGGCACCCACCCAGGUUAUGGACAUCUUUGUCUUUGGCGAGGGUACCUCUGGAGAGCUGGGUCUCGGCAGCAUGAAGUACGAUGGCAAGAAGCCCAUUGACGUCAAGCGGCCCCGCAUCAACCACAACCUCAGCGGCGUCGUCCAGGUCGCUUGCGGCGGCAUGCACGUCGCUGCUCUCACCAAGGACAACAAGAUUCUCACUUGGGGCGUCAACGACCAGGGCGCUCUCGGCCGCGACACGACUUGGGCAGGCGGUCUCCGUGAUGCUGAUGAGGAGUCCGACUCUGAUGAUGACGACGACACUGGCCUCAACCCCAAGGAGAGCACGCCCGGCGAGAUUGACACCACGGACGUUCCCGAGGGUACCACGUGGGUUCAGGUUGUCGCCAGCGACAGCGCCACCUUCGCCUUGACCGCCACCGGUCAUGUUUUCGGAUGGGGUACUUUCAGGUCCAACGAAGGCAUUCUCGGCUUCACCAAAGAUGUCAUGGUCCAGACAACGCCCGCCCUCGUCACCCAGCUCAGCAAGAUCAAGCAGCUUGCCGUUGGCUCCAACCACGUUCUCGCCCUCGACGAGAAGAACAAGGUCUUCGCCUGGGGAGCCGGCCAACAGGGCCAGCUUGGCCGCCGCCUUAUCGAGCGCGACGGAAACGGCGGCCUCUACCCCGCCAGCAUCGGCACGCUUCCCGGACGCGCCAAGGCCGCCAAGAUCGCCUGCGGCUCUUACCACAGCUUCAUCAUCGACACCAAGGGGCGGGUGAUCGCCUGGGGCCUCAACAACUACGCCGAACUCGGAGUCGAGACCGAGGCGGGCACCGACGGCGGCUUCAAUCUCAAGCCUCAGCUGGUCGACUCGCUCAAAGAGUACAAUAUUGUCGACAUCGCCGGCGGCGAGCACCAUUCGCUCGCGGCCAACGACAAGGGCGAGCUGCUCACAUGGGGCCGCAUUGACGGGCACCAGGUCGGCCACCCCUCCGGCUCGUUUACCGAGGAGAACACCAUCUUCGACGAGAAGGACAAGCCCAGAAUCCUGGUCCAGCCCGCUGUUGUCCCCGAGAUCGAGGGCAAGAUCGUCCAUGUUGCUGCUGGCACCGACCACAGCUUCGCCAUCACCGAGGACGGAAAGGUCUACUCGUGGGGCUUCUCAGCCAACUACCAGACUGGUCAAGGUACGACGGACGAUAUUGAGACUCCCACGCUCAUCGACAACUCGGCUAUUCGCGAUCGCAAGAUCAUCUUUGCUGGCGCUGGUGGCCAGUACUCUAUUCUUGGCGCUGAGCCUAAGGAAUAG